Messenger RNA from Ictalurus punctatus (channel catfish), 2866 nucleotides. RefSeq names its product p21 protein (Cdc42/Rac)-activated kinase 1 (gene pak1). The coding region runs from base 183 to 1823 and encodes 546 amino acids. Gene Ontology annotation, biological process: regulation of actin cytoskeleton organization; regulation of MAPK cascade; regulation of axonogenesis. The transcript is spliced from 15 exons. Gene Ontology annotation, molecular function: ATP binding; protein serine/threonine kinase activity. The record is from RefSeq and is a predicted model, not a curated record. Lineage: Eukaryota; Metazoa; Chordata; Actinopteri; Siluriformes; Ictaluridae. Gene Ontology annotation, cellular component: cytoplasm.
CAGCAGCAGGGUUGUGCGCGCGCCCGCCUCACAGGGCAAGUUUGGGGUAAAUGAGAGAGAAAGAGGCAGAGCGGCGCUGUGCGAGUGUGUGUGUGAGAGAGGACAAGAACAAGGAGGGAUAUUAUUGUCGCGUAAGCUUUCUCGCUUCGUUGUUAGAGAGCUAGCUGUUCCUGCACUACGGUAUGUCCGAUAACGGAGAAGUGGAGGACAAGCCGCCCGCACCACCUAUGAGGAACACCAGCACCAUGAUGGGAUCCGGUAUCAAAGAGCCAAGCGCAAUGAACCACACCUCCAAACCACUGCCACCCAACCCGGAGGACAAGAAGCGCAAGGACCGCUCCAUCCGCUCCAUCCUCACCGGAGGAGGAGAUAAGACCAAUAAGAAGAAGGAGCGUCCAGAGAUUUCUCUGCCGUCAGACUUCGAGCACACCAUCCAUGUGGGCUUUGAUGCCGUCACCGGGGAGUUCACUGGUAUGCCAGAGCAGUGGGCUCGUCUGCUCCAGACGUCAAACAUCACUAAGCUGGAGCAGAAGAAAAACCCUCAAGCCGUUCUGGAUGUCCUCAAGUUCUACGACUCCAAAGAGACGGCCAACAGCCAGAAGUACAUGAGCUUUACAGAUAAAAGCUCGGACAGUUACAGCUCAUCCAGUGUUCCGAACUCCAAAGCUGUGUCGGAAACCCCCGCCGUAGCAACCGUAUCCGAGGACGAAGAUGAGGAUGAGGCCACGCCGCCACCGGUGAUCGCCCCUCGACCCGAACAUACCAAAUCUAUUUAUACCCGCUCAGUAAUUGAGCCCCUGCCUCCCAUCCCUGCCAAAGAUGAACCCCCAUCUCCUGUCUCUCCUCCACCUGCUGAGGGAGGCAGUGCCACUCCAGCGGCCUCCUCUACCACGCCACGCGCCGCCGACAAGAACCGCAAGAAAAAGAUGUCGGACGAGGAGAUUCUGGAGAAACUGCGGAGUAUAGUUAGUGUGGGUGAUCCAAAGAAGAAAUACACACGCUUUGAGAAGAUUGGCCAGGGGGCAUCUGGAACGGUCUACACAGCAAUAGACAUCGCCACAGGACAAGAGGUGGCCAUCAAGCAGAUGAAUUUGCAGCAGCAGCCCAAGAAGGAGCUCAUCAUCAAUGAGAUUUUGGUCAUGAGGGAAAACAAGAAUCCCAACAUCGUUAAUUACCUGGACAGUUACCUGGUUGGCGACGAGUUGUGGGUGGUGAUGGAGUAUCUGGCUGGCGGCUCUCUGACCGACGUGGUGACCGAGACGUGCAUGGACGAGGCGCAGAUCGCCGCUGUGUGCCGGGAGUGUCUUCAAGCCCUGGAGUUCCUGCACUGCAACCAGGUGAUCCACAGGGACAUCAAGAGCGACAACAUCCUACUGGGAAUGGACGGCUCCGUCAAACUCACUGAUUUUGGCUUCUGCGCCCAGAUCACCCCCGAACAGAGUAAGCGCAGCACCAUGGUCGGCACUCCGUACUGGAUGGCCCCGGAGGUCGUAACCCGCAAGGCUUAUGGACCCAAAGUAGACAUCUGGUCCCUGGGCAUCAUGGCUAUAGAGAUGAUUGAGGGAGAGCCUCCAUACCUCAAUGAGAAUCCGCUGAGGGCGCUGUAUCUCAUUGCCACUAAUGGAACUCCAGAGCUGCAGAACCCCGAGAAGCUGUCGUCUGUUUUCCGAGAUUUCCUCAACCGCUGUUUAGAGAUGGAUGUGGAGAAAAGAGGUUCUGCCAAAGAGCUUCUACAGCAUCAGUUCCUGAAAGUGGCCAAGCCUCUCUCCAGCCUGACGCCGCUGAUCCUGGCAGCCAAAGAGGCGACCAAGAACAACCGCUAGCUCAGCACAGACGAGUACAGUGCCAUCUGUCUUCUCUGUUCUUCUACCCUAAACCCCACGGCACUCCUGUUAGCCCUACCUGUCUUUAUAGUGGGUGGGGACCUGUAGAUUUUCUGAUGUCAGGGACAUGGAGUGUGUGCGUGCGUGCGUGUAUGUGUGUGUGUGUGUGUGUGUGUGUCCGCUCACACACUUGACCAGAACGAUGGCAUCACUGUAUAUGAAGAAUCCACUGGAUGCAACAGUGGAGCCACGCUGUAUAUUUAACUAACAGGAUCAGAUCUGCAAGACUCCAUCUCGUCGAUUCAUUUGACUUUUACUUUUGCCCGUGUCUGUAUGUUUGUGGUACUUUAUGAAUGGGAUGAAGUGAUUUAAAUGGGUCUUCUUUUUUAAAAAAAAAUCACUUUUAAAAAAGAAAAAAAAAAAGAUGUUUUGUAUAUCCUUAUGCGUAUGAAGGACAGAAAUAGAUUAGUGGACGUUGCAAUAUGAAAUGCCGUAGGCUACUGCUCUACUGCGUCUCAUCGACGAAAGUCGGUGACGCUGGUACGGACCCGGAGGGGCGGCUGCUGCACGUGCGAAAAGUAAACAACGAAAAUAAAAAUGAACGUUAAACACGGAUGCUGUGCAUGAAGAGCGCAUCCUCAUCCUUUUCUAGUCCCUCACUUUCGCUUCUGUUAUUCUGUCCCUCUGCCCUUUAAAAUCAGGAUGUACAUUUCUUAUUGACAAAAUUAAAACACACUGUAGCCACAUGUGUUGUCAUGAACACUGAGUUAAUAGUGAUGUUUAAAAAAAAAAAAAAAAAACUUUUUUUUACGUAGUGCUGAUGUAUCCUUUGGCCUUAAACUGUGACGCAGAGGGAAGACAACUUCAUGAAGAUGGUACAGCCUGCUGUCCCUCAACCUUUUGCUUUACGCUGAUGAAUGGAAGAACUUCUUUCUCUUGUGUUUUUGAGCCAUAAACUCUGUUUAUAAGGCGUUUUGAUUAAAGAUUAAAGAUCUUAUCUGAAGCAGAAGAAAUAAACUGUACAAACGAAUUGCUAACGUCAA